Molecule: messenger RNA, 1126 nt
Organism: Striga asiatica
Lineage: Eukaryota; Viridiplantae; Streptophyta; Magnoliopsida; Lamiales; Orobanchaceae
Source: the annotation of a GenBank genome assembly
CCUACUAAGCCUACUUAAACAAAAUCCUAACUUAUGGCCCAACAAAAAGAAGUUGAUCUACUGAACCAGCUUUAAGCCCAGUAUAAAUAAUUGCUAGGGUUUUGCUCCCAUUUCUCAUGUUCUUGCUGUACCCACACGCACAAGACAGCACACAGUUAGAGCUGCUCUGCUCCAAUGGCGCCGAAGCGAACAACCCGCAACCCGGAGCUCAUUCCCGGAAUCCGUAAGGUCUCCCGCUCGAGGAUGUACCACAAGCGCGGUCUCUUUGCGAUCAAGGCCAAAAACGGUGGCAAAUUCCCCCACCACGAGAAGGCCGCCGCUGCCGCUCCUGUGGCGGAGAAGCCCCCCAAGUUCUACCCGGCGGACGACGUCAAGAAGCCGCUUCUCAACAAGCGGAAGCCUAAACCGACUAAGCUCAGGGCUAGCAUUACACCGGGGACGGUGUUGAUCAUUUUGACUGGGAGGUUCAGGGGGAAGAGAGUUGUCUUCUUGAAGCAGCUCACUUCUGGAUUGCUCCUAGUUACUGUUUGUCUUGAACAGCUUCCACUUCUCCGGAGGGUGUGUUCUCAUAUCCUAUCGCCUUGUGGAGCAGGUCCAUACAAGAUCAACGGUGUUCCUCUGAGGCGUGUGAACCAGGCCUAUGUUAUUGGUACCUCCACAAAGGUUGACAUUUCUGGAGUAAAUGUGGACAAGUUUGACGACAAGUAUUUCGCCAAACAGGUCGAGAAAAAGAAAAAGAAGGGGGAAACCGAGUUCUUUGAAGCUGAUAAACAGGAAAAGAAUGAACUCCCAGCAGAGAAGAAAGAAGAUCAGAAAGCUGUUGAUGCACCUUUGCUAAGGGCGGUUGAGGCUGUUCCUGAUUUGAAGACCUAUUUGGGUGCAAGAUUUUCCCUCAAGUCUGGAAUGAAGCCCCAUGAAUUGGUCUUCUAAAUUUUUGAUUUUGUUAAUUUUAUUUGCUUUGUGCCCUCCUUUGAACCUGUUGUGUUAGAGAUAAGUGUUGAAGAUAUGGUUCUUUUGGUACAAACGUCUUAAGUUUUGCCCCUGUUAUCGAAUGUUUCAGAAUCUCUACUUUGUUUGAUAUGAUGGUUGAUUUGGUUUAAUUCUAUAUAUUCUUGUUGGGUUUUUU